CACUCAUUCUCUCAUACUCAUUCCAAACGCACACACACACACACACACACUCUCUCUCUCUCUCGCAUUACACCACUCCAACGCUAAUCAUUAUGGAUUCCACAACCAUUUCUGUCAACGACGCCUACUCCUACUCUAUCCAGGACGGUGACCAGGUCCUCGAGUCAGCUGUUCAGUGUUUGUCUGCCGCCUGCAUCGCCCAGUGGCUCCAGAAAAGUCCUAAUGCCAGAGCAACCCUGUUCAUGGAUACCACUGACACGAUUGACGUCCCAGUAUAUGCUUUACGAAGAAGAAACGCUGUCGUGGCCGACCUUCCAGAAGCCCCAUCGACCAUCACCGCAUAAACUACUACCGCUAUCUACCAUCAUCACCAUCGUUCAUCAAGAUAACCUUCUUUCUCAUACAUCACACACCUACUACUACUACUAUUACUACUACUA
Messenger RNA from Zychaea mexicana, 440 nucleotides. RefSeq lists its product as uncharacterized. Lineage: Eukaryota; Fungi; Mucoromycota; Mucoromycetes; Mucorales; Lichtheimiaceae. The record is from RefSeq and is a predicted model, not a curated record. The coding region runs from base 93 to 344 and encodes 83 amino acids. The transcript has a single exon.